CGUAAAAUUUUGUGAAAUACAGAAAAAGAAAACAAGUAGGCGUGCGACAACCAACUAACUAAGACUCACAAAGCAGUUUGCCAGUGAACAACUCAGAUUCACUCCUCCGUUUGAAAAAUUAACAAGAUCUGAAAACUAAACAGCAAGUGAAAAAAAUUUAUCAAAAAUGGCAGCAGCAACAGCACAGAAAAUAAACGAACGUUUUCAGUCGUUUGUCCAUGGCCUCAACGAUCGCUAUGAGCCGCAUGUGCGCCAGCACCUGGCCAAAGUCUACAUGGUGUUGGGCAGCACCGCAGCCGCAACCACUGUGGGUGCCCUCUGCCAGAUGCGCGGUUUUCUAGAUCUCGGCGUGUUGGCUGCCUUGGGCACGCUAUUUCUGGUAUUGGGGCUGCAUUUCUACAAGGAUAAUGGCAAGAAUUAUCGCACACGUUUGACCAUGCUCUAUGCCUUUGGAUUUCUCUCUGGCCAGACAAUGGGACCGCUGCUGGGCUACGUCAGCCACAUCAAUCCGGCCAUUAUUAUCACCGCACUCACUGGCACCUUUGUCACCUUUCUAUCGCUGUCGCUGGCCGCUCUCUUGGCCGAGCAGGGCAAGUAUUUGUUCCUCGGCGGAAUACUAGUCAGCGUUGUCAACACCAUGGCCCUAUUGAGUCUCUUCAACAUGCUAUUCCAGUCGUAUAUAGUGCAAGUGACUCAACUGUAUGUGGGUGUCUUCGUCAUGGCCGCUUUCAUUGUCUACGAUACCCAGAACAUUGUACAGAAGUGCCGCCAUGGCAAUCGCGAUGUCGUACAGCAUGCCCUGGAUCUCUUCUUUGACGUAUUGAGCAUGUUCCGCCGUCUGCUCAUAAUCUUGACCCAGAAGGAGGAGCGCAAGCAAGACGAGCGCCGCAGGAGGAACUAAGGUCAGGCGGUAGCAGCAUUAAAUACCAAAAAAAAAAAACAUAAACAAACAUAAACAAACCAACAGCAGAUACAUUUACAUUAUGUACACUACAACAAAACUGAUUACGUUAGAAAAUUACCCCCCUUAUUUUCAAAGAACUUAUGGCCGUGCAUUUUCGGACCUUAAAUUACAACAACACAUUCAAGGCCUUCAUUGUGCAAAAGCCCAGGC
Messenger RNA from Drosophila guanche, 1114 nucleotides. RefSeq names its product bax inhibitor 1 (gene BI-1). Bases 167 to 901 code for a protein of 244 amino acids. The record is from RefSeq and is a predicted model, not a curated record. Gene Ontology annotation, molecular function: enzyme binding. Gene Ontology annotation, biological process: cellular response to unfolded protein; negative regulation of apoptotic signaling pathway; negative regulation of endoribonuclease activity. Gene Ontology annotation, cellular component: mitochondrial membrane. The transcript has 4 exons. NCBI's taxonomy places the organism in Eukaryota, Metazoa, Arthropoda, Insecta, Diptera, Drosophilidae.